UGGAGCUCAACUCUGGAGGACUGAACCUCAACCAGAGCCAGAGGAGAGCUGUUUGAGGGUCUGAGCCGCUGUUUCUUUCCCGCGCAAAGUAAAGUAAAAGCACGCGCAGUGAGACACGCAGCAGCAGGAGCUGGAGGACAGACCCGGACACUUCUGAGCGCGAGACAGAGGGAGCUGAGAGAGAGGGAUGGAGGGAGGAUGUGAGAGAGGGAGAGAGAGAGAGCGAGAGAGAGGACUGCGCGCGCACCGGUGAAGCUCGUGUGAAAAACGCAGGGAGAUCCCGAGACCAUAAAGGAAACCCAGACGGAAAAGUGAAGUCAUUCAUCCGGGAUGUAGAGGCAGGAAUGAGGAGGAGCGUCUGAUCAACCACCUGUUUAAAGAGCGCGGCUACAACAAAGAGCUGCGACCGGUGCAGAACAAAGAUGAGACCGUGACCAUUUAUCUGGCACUGACCCUCUCCAACCUCAUCUCUCUAAAUGAAGUUGAUGAGACACUACUGACCAAUGUGUGGAUGGACCAUGGCUGGACUGACUACAGGCUUGAAUGGAAUUCCUCAGAGUUUGAUGAUAUUGACGUCCUCCGCCUCCCACCUAGUAUGGUGUGGCUUCCAGAGAUAGUUUUGGAGAAUAACAAUGAUGCUCAGUUCCAGGUGGCCUACUACUGUAACGUGUUGGUGUAUCCCAGUGGAUUUGUGUACUGGUUGCCUCCAGCUAUCUUCCGCAGCUCUUGCUCCAUCAAUGUCCACUACUUCCCUUUCGACUGGCAGAACUGCACCCUGAAGUUCAGCUCUUUAACUUACAAUGCUAAGGAGAUUAGCUUACAUUUGAAAGAAGAAGAGGAAGAACCAGGAAAGAACUACAAGGUGGAAUGGAUCAUCAUUGACCCUGAAGGAUUUACAGAAAACGGAGAGUGGGAGAUCAUUCACAGACCUGCCAGAAGGAACACCUAUAAGAGCAUCCCUAUGGACAGCAACAAGCAUCAGGACAUCACCUUCUACCUCAUCAUCAAGCGCAAGCCUCUGUUCUACAUCGUCAACAUCAUCAUCCCCUGUGUGCUCAUUUCCUUCAUGGCCUCUCUGGUCUAUUACCUGCCUGCUGACAGCGGUGAGAAAAUGACCCUGUCCAUCUCUGUGCUUUUGGCCCAGUCUGUGUUCUUGCUGCUGAUCUCACAACGUUUACCAGAGACCUCCAUGGCAGUUCCCUUAAUUGUCAAGUAUCUUAUGUUUAUCAUGGUCCUGGUCACUGUGGUGGUGCUGAACUGUGUGAUCGUGCUGAAUCUCCACUUCCGGACCCCCAGCACCCAUGUCAUGACUCAGUGGACCAAGGAUUUCUUCCUAGAGAAACUGCCUCGCUGGUUGCAUAUGUCCCGUCCGGAUGAGAGCGAGCCCAGUUGGGAGGGGGCUCUGCCGCGGCGCUCCAGCUCUGUGGGUUACAUUGCUAAGGCUGAGGAAUACUACAGCGUCAAGUCCCGCAGUGAGCUGAUGUUUGAAAAGCAGUCUGAGAGACAUGGCCUGACGACCCGUCCAACACCAACAGCAGCAUUCAAGUCCGGCAACGACAACGAAGUGAAUGAGCAGUUGUACAAUGAGAUGAAGCCAGCGGUGGAGGGAGCCAAUUACAUCGUCAAGCACAUGCAUAACAAGAACGACUAUAAUGAAGAAAAGGACAACUGGAGCGGGAUUGCCCGAACAGUGGACCGGCUCUGUUUCUACAUAGUGACUCCCAUUAUGACUCUAGGAACCAUCUGCAUAUUCCUGAUGGGUAUCUACAACCACCCUCCUCCUCUGCCUUUUGAGGGAGACACCUUCACCUACAGAGAAGCAGACAAACGCUUUGUAUGAUCCCAUUGUUUCUCAUGACUAGUGUAGCUGCAGCUACAUCAAAGCAGAAAUAUUUCAUUUACAUUUUCCUCUAAAUGAGUUUUCUGACUUUUUGCAUGAUGUAAUCUGAAUUUGUGGUUUCUUAACAAUAUGUAUGUUAAGUAUUUACAGUGAAUAAAUUUACAUGAACUUUC
Messenger RNA from Astyanax mexicanus (Mexican tetra), 2013 nucleotides. RefSeq names its product cholinergic receptor, nicotinic, delta (muscle) (gene chrnd). Gene Ontology annotation, biological process: signal transduction; nervous system process; regulation of membrane potential. Gene Ontology annotation, cellular component: synapse; postsynaptic membrane; neuron projection. Bases 512 to 1840 code for a protein of 442 amino acids. NCBI's taxonomy places the organism in Eukaryota, Metazoa, Chordata, Actinopteri, Characiformes, Acestrorhamphidae. The transcript has 12 exons. The record is from RefSeq and is a predicted model, not a curated record. Gene Ontology annotation, molecular function: transmembrane signaling receptor activity; acetylcholine-gated monoatomic cation-selective channel activity.